Messenger RNA from Didymosphaeria variabile, 750 nucleotides. RefSeq lists its product as uncharacterized. The record is from RefSeq and is a predicted model, not a curated record. The coding region runs from base 1 to 750 and encodes 249 amino acids. The transcript is spliced from 3 exons. NCBI's taxonomy places the organism in Eukaryota, Fungi, Ascomycota, Dothideomycetes, Pleosporales, Didymosphaeriaceae.
AUGUUUCGUUUCGCGCACAUUGUUUCGCUCGUCGCAUGCGCUUCGCUCACCGCCGCACAUACCGUCAUCGUCUACCCCGGCUGGAGAGGGAACAACAUCCACACCAAUGGUACCGUCUCCAAAGAUGAUGCGAGCAUAAAACCGGGCAGCUUGGGUAUUAAUUACGAGGAAGAUGGGUCCUAUGGGUUUCCGUACGGAAUGCAGUGGAUGUAUCCUUGCGGCGGCAUGCCCAUGUCCUCAAACCGCACCAAAUGGCCCAUCUCCGGCGGCGCGGUUAGCAUCCAACCCGGCUGGUUUCCAGGCCAUUCCGCCGCCCAAUUCUACAUCAACAUGGGCUUCGAGAACGAACCGCUCAACUACUCCCACACUAUGGUCCCUGUUUUCAGCAUAACCGGUCCUUCAAACGUGCAGUACAACGGCACCUUUUGCCUCCCGCAGGUGCCGCUGCCGGCAAACUACACGCCCAAGGUGGGAGACAAUGCGACCAUUCAGGUUAUCGAGGUUGCGCAACAUGGCGCUUCGUUAUACAACUGCGCGGACAUCACCUUUGCGGAAGACGGCGACCCAGAGAUCCCCAAUGUCAACACGACAAACUGCUUCAACUCGACGCAGCCGGACCAGCAUAUCGGCUUCCAGCAGGUGUACACCACUACGUCAAACCCGGCGCCGCUUUCUAUCCCGUUCAACCCUUACCUCUCGCUUCUUGCGCCGCUGAUGCUUGGUGCGGCGAGCGCGCUGACGUGGCUCUGA